AUGACGACGAAGCCGACGUCGAUUUGGCGGCCGAACGUGAGAGUGACCCUCGACGAGUAUGGCGAAGUCGAGGACACGGAGAGUGGGGGAGAGGAGUUGACGAAGAAGGGCACGAAGCGGAAGAGAGCCCCUUACACGAAGGGGCCGUGCGAGCACGGGGUGAAGUAUCGGUCGAACUGCAAGGUGUGCAGCGCUUGUCCGCACGGUCGUCGGCGCUCUAAGUGCAAGGAGUGCGGUGGGUCUGAAAUCUGCGAGCACGGUCGUAUGCGAUGUAGUUGCAAGGAGUGCGGUGGGGGCUCAAUUUGCGAGCACGGUCGUCGGCGCUCUCGGUGCAAGGAGUGCGGCGGGUCUGAAAUCUGCGAGCACGGCCGUCGGCGCUCUCAUUGCAAGGAGUGCGGUGGGUCUGGAAUCUGCGAGCACGGUCGUCAGCGCUCUCAUUGCAAGGAUUGCGGUGGGUCAUCAAUCUGCGAGCACGGUCGUGAGCGCCACAGGUGCAAGGAGUGCGGUGGGUCAUCAAUCUGCGAGCACGGUAGUGUGCGCUAUACAUGCAAGGAAUGCGGUGGGUCUCAAAUCUGCGAGCACGGUCGUGAGCGCUCUAAGUGCAAGGACUGCGGUGGUGCAUCAAUCUGCGAGCACGGUCGUGAGCGUCGUUACUGUAAGGAGUGCGGUGGAUCAGGAUUCUGCGAGCACGGUCGUCGGCGCUCUAGGUGCAAGGACUGUCGUCGCGGCGCGUGA
This is a messenger RNA of Micromonas commoda, 735 nucleotides long. RefSeq lists its product with no specific name. NCBI's taxonomy places the organism in Eukaryota, Viridiplantae, Chlorophyta, Mamiellophyceae, Mamiellales, Mamiellaceae. The record is from RefSeq and is a predicted model, not a curated record. The transcript has a single exon. The coding region runs from base 1 to 735 and encodes 244 amino acids.